Saccostrea echinata is the source of this 3395-nucleotide messenger RNA. RefSeq lists its product as uncharacterized. The transcript has 19 exons. Gene Ontology annotation, biological process: cilium movement. NCBI's taxonomy places the organism in Eukaryota, Metazoa, Mollusca, Bivalvia, Ostreida, Ostreidae. The coding region runs from base 8 to 2881 and encodes 957 amino acids. The record is from RefSeq and is a predicted model, not a curated record. Gene Ontology annotation, cellular component: motile cilium. Gene Ontology annotation, molecular function: zinc ion binding.
CUUCAUCAUGUCUUUUGGAUUCAAUACAAACACAAGAUCUAAAGAGGAUAUUUCCUUUAGACUUAAGCAACACAAUGUCAAACGUGCACGUGAAGAGACUCAGAAACUGGAAACAGAGAGUAGGAAAAUGGAAGAGAGGCUGGCGGAACUCCGACUGGCGAUGAACAAGGAGAAGGAGGAGAGAGAAAGACAAGGUGGGGGUUACUGGUCCAGAGGUCAAACAGGGAACCUGAACUCAUAUGCCACAGAUGUCCUAAACAAACCUUCCUCUUCUUCCAAGAGUUCUGGUAAAAAGAAAGUUAAAGUCCUAAAAGACACUCCACUUGACGUCCCAGACAGGCCAAGUCAACCAGGAACAAUGGCCUACAUUGCCAAACAAGACGUAUCCUCAACACCACGACAAAAGGUCAAAGGUCCAAAGUGUGGGCAGUGUGAGGAGAAAAAAGCCGCAGUGUCGUGUGUCCAGUGCUCGGAGCUGUAUUGUCCUGGUUGUUUCGCAGCAUUCCAUUUGAAAGGAGCCCUGAAAAAGCAUAGGUCUAUACCAGUGUCUGCAACAGGCCCAAGGCAGUGUAUGUCUCCAAGACCUACCCCUCCAAUUACCAAUGGCAAUGGAGAUUUUGACAGUCACAAUCAUUCCUCUGAAAAUUUUGACAGUUACCCCUCAGAAAAUGCGAUCCACCCCGCACACUCCAGCAUCAACAGAGUACGGUUCAAUGACCAAGGGAGGAACAGUCCGGAGGGGGCUAGUGGAUCUUUUGAUGGUCCCUCCCUGUUUGAUGGGGAUUACAACGAGGCUGAGAGUGCAGCUUCAUUUCAGGCGGCCCUUGCUGCAUGGAGGACUGGAAAAUCUGAGGGCGAGGAACCAGCUAAAGAGUCAACCACCAGACAACCUCAAGUUCUCAAAGUGGAGACUCCACGUCAACCAGUUCCAAUGGGAGUUGACAGUGGUACGGAAACCAAAAAACCUCCCCCUGUGGAAAUAAAGUUUUCCUCCAACCUUACUUAUGCUGAACGACUUCUCCUUAAGAAACAUAGACAGACAGACAUUGAAAAGACAGACACCCCUAGGGUCAGUUUGCCUGCAACUCCUCGACUAAAUUUCCCUUCCAUGCCAGACGACAAUCAUAGUGAAGUACAGAUGCCCUUUACUCCUCGCAGCCAGCAGACUCCUCGCAUUGAGGCUUAUCCUCAGAGGAGCAAAACUGAGGAUGAGGAUCAGGAAGAGGACAUGGAGGAUGAAUUAGAAGAAAGAGUUAAUUUUAAAGCCCUGUACGAGCUGUCUAAAGCCUCCUCCAACACCAGUGUAGGGAAAUCUCGCCAUGAUGAGGACAACAUUUCUAUCAUUGAACUGGAUACUGUAAUCACUAAUCCUACAAUUGAGGAAACCACAGAGUUCGUAGUUCAGGAGGUCAGUGAUUUGGAGGCCUGGACAGUCAAAGAAAGUGAGAACAAUUUUAUAGAAACCCAGAGAAGCAGCAAGCCACCAAAGUCUUCAAAACGCAGAGCAGAAUCUAGAACAGAGAAUAGCAUUAUUACCUCACCCGAAAACAUGUCAGCCAAACCACCAAUCAGAACUGAAGAUAGGCUGGGGUCAGGAAAGGUCAAGGACAGCAUUCAAGACCAAACGAGGACUGAGAGUAGGAUGAAGUCUGGAAAGGUGCGACCUUUCUCUGCCAAAUCUAGACCACCAUCAAGUAGAGCAAAGAGCCGACAAGAUUCUCAGAGACCCGGAUCACGGACAAGAAGUAGAGCAGGAUCGAGGAUGGAAGGAGAAGGGUGCUUGACAAAAGCCCCCAGUGAAGCCCUGAGUAUGGUAGCUCAGAUGUCUGCAGAGGUCAAAGUUCAACGGAGCGUACCAUUGGAAGAGCUGUUUAUGAUUGGUGUAACCCCAGUACAGCAAGACAGGGUCAUGACCCCAUCCAGGGCUAAGAGUGCCAAGGAUGAUAGAAUGAAAGUUAGCAACCAAUUGUACCAGAUGGCCCCUCGCUCCUGGAGACCAGACAGUAGUCUUGCAGAAAAUGCAACAGACGCACAAGUAGAACCAGUGGAGGACCCAUUGGCUGUUCCCAUGGAAACUGAUGCCAUUGAUAUGGUCAUGGAUGCUAACAGUUACCAUAGCAACACUGAUGGUGUGGAUGCUGAAACACCUACACCAAGAGCUCCUAGUCGAAGUGAUUCUCUGCUGAGAGAUUCCACACUACCAGAUUUCAACUUCAGUCACCCAACAGCAAAACAAAGAUCACCAGAACCCCCACGAGAGAAAAGCUUUAGACAACCCAGCCAACAUUCAAAGAGCCGAUCCUCCCAUCAGACCCUCACCCCCAGAAUAGGGACCCCAGGGGCCAAACCAUCAGAUAACCUAGAACCUACUGAUUUACAAUCCUCCACAACUUUUGGAAGUUGUCCACAUAGCAGAGGUGUGGAUCAAAUAGGGGCGAGAUCGGUCAGUAGAUCUGGUACAGGAAUAACUCCAAGAUCUGCGAGGGCAUCAUCACGGUUUGGAGGUCAAACCCCCAGAGCUGACGGAUUAGAGAGACCAGUGUCCAGAGCUAUAGUUGUUGAUGGGGAAGAUUUGUCAUCUUAUGAUGCAGUUGGGGACCAGGAAAACAGAAACAUGGAAGACCAGGAGAGUUUGAAUAAAUUGGAGUGGGAGCUGGCCUCAGAGUCAGGCAGGAUCACAGCUGAUGGCCAGAUAUCUCGUAUGAGUAUACUGCCAGACACGGAUGACGAGGGAAGCACAGGAAGUAGUCGAUCCUUUAGUAGGAUGAGUCAGCAGGAUCAGGGAUACGACAUCAACUCGAGACUCAGGGAAGAUGAACUACUAGACGAUGAGGAACAAAGAGAAAGCGAUGAAGAAAAUGAGGUCAAAGCUCUUCAUUAGAGCCCCUGAUUUGUUGAAAAUGUGUGGAACAAUUUUUUCGAAAACAAUUUCUUUCGAGACCAAGAUCAGAGAUUGUGAACAGUGCUAAUGUGUACUCUUUCUCAGUGCAUUAUGGCUCACUUUUCAGUCAGUGGUGUUAUGUUUUAAACUGAAAACACAAUAUUCAAAUGUUUUUGAUUCCUGGCAAUAUUAUUGUCUGCUAUUUAUAUCUUCAGUACAAUCUGUCAGAUCACAUGAAAAAUAAUUAGGGGAUUUUUGAAAGAAAAAAAAAUAUUUCAAAGUUUAACUUUUACAUUGUAAGAUGAAGUGCUUGCAAAUGAUGAGAUACAUUGAUAAAAAAUAUAUCACAUAUAUGUAUUACUAAAAUGUUAUAAUUCAAAACUUUGAUUUUAAUGUCAAUGCACAUUUUGCCAGUUUUGUAGGUUUUAGAUGAAAUAUCCCAGUUGUGUUCUAAUUUGUAAGUUUAAUGAUUGUUAGUUUUUUAAUUUGUAAAUUAAUACCAAUAUGUAAUUUA